This is a messenger RNA of Ahaetulla prasina, 6399 nucleotides long. It is a transcript of the gene FMNL2, whose product is annotated as formin like 2. Lineage: Eukaryota; Metazoa; Chordata; Lepidosauria; Squamata; Colubridae. The record is from RefSeq and is a predicted model, not a curated record. Bases 658 to 3882 code for a protein of 1074 amino acids. Gene Ontology annotation, molecular function: small GTPase binding; actin filament binding. The transcript is spliced from 27 exons. Gene Ontology annotation, cellular component: cytosol. Gene Ontology annotation, biological process: cell migration; regulation of cell shape; cortical actin cytoskeleton organization.
GCUUUGUGCUGCGGUGCGCGGUGUCUGUAGAGUGUGGCGGCUGGUUCUCUUCUGCGGGUUGCGCUUGGUAGGCGCUGCGCGGGGUGGAGGGGGGUUGCGGGCGAGCCCGGCUCCGGCUGCAGCCGACCGUCCAGAGGCCACCGGCGGAGUUGUUAAGGAGGACCGCUCCGCCCCAGCCAUGCGUUAUCCAGCCCGGGCUGCUUGGCGUGAAGAGCAUGCAACAUGCUGCCGCUAAGCUCCCGGGUUUCCAGCACGAGAGCUGGAAGAAAGGGAAUCCGAUUGUGCUGGGGAGGAGGAGGAGGAGGCGGAGGAGGGCGGGCAUUUCCAAGGCCGGUCCUAGAGGGAGACAGAGAUCUGUGCGCCUCGCCUCCCCGCGGCUCUAAUUCUUAAAAAAAAAAAAAUUUGGGGGGUUGCGCGCGUGGGGCGCUGGGGGAAUCGGCGCGUGGAGCGAGAGGAGAGCAGAGCAGAGCUAAGCGGAGCGCAGGCUGACUGGGCGGGGAAGGAGUACCGGAGCAACCAGGGAACGACUCGGCUGCAGCGCGCGGGGCUUGGCGGAGGAGCGGCGACGGUUUGGAGCUUGAAAUCCGGCAGGAGAAACCCGGGCAGAGAGGUGGACCGAUCUCCCCCGCUCCCCUUCCUCGAGGAAGGGCCGUCGCCAUGGGCAAUGCGGGCAGCAUGGACUCUCAGCAGACGGACUUCAGGGCGCACAAUCUACCCCUCAAGCUCCCGAUGCCCGAACCGGGCGAGCUGGAAGAGAGAUUCGCCGUCGUGCUGAAUGCCAUGAACCUGCCUCCUGACAAAGCAAGGCUACUCAGACAAUAUGACAAUGAGAAGAAAUGGGAGCUGAUCUGUGAUCAGGAAAGAUUUCAAGUCAAGAAUCCACCUCAUACAUAUAUACAAAAAUUAAAAGGCUAUCUUGAUCCGGCUGUAACUAGGAAGAAAUUUAGGAGAAGAGUUCAAGAAUCUACACAAGUUUUACGGGAACUAGAAAUUUCUUUAAGGACUAAUCACAUUGGGUGGGUCAGGGAAUUUUUGAAUGAAGACAACAAAGGCCUAGAUGUUUUAGUGGAGUAUUUGUCUUUUGCACAGUAUGCAGUCACAUUUGACUUUGAAAGCUUGGAAAACAAUAUGGAAAAUUCAGUGGACAAAUCUAAACCAUGGAGUCGAUCCAUUGAAGAUCUCCAUCGAGGAAGUAACUUACCUUCUCCAAUUGGCAAUAGUAUUUCCUGUUCCAGCAGGCAUUCUACUCUAAGGUAUAACACCUUACCCAGCAGAAGAACUCUUAAAAAUUCAAGAUUAGUGAGUAAAAAGGAUGAUGUUCAUGUCUGCAUCAUGUGUUUGCGGGCCAUCAUGAAUUAUCAGUAUGGCUUCAAUAUGGUCAUGUCGCACCCCCAUGCCGUUAAUGAAAUUGCACUAAGUCUGAACAACAAGAAUCCCAGAACAAAGGCGUUGGUCUUAGAACUGCUGGCAGCUGUUUGUCUCGUACGAGGAGGGCAUGAAAUCAUUUUGUCUGCCUUUGACAAUUUUAAAGAGGUUUGUGGGGAAAAACAGCGGUUUGAGAAGUUGAUGGAACAUUUUCGAAAUGAAGAUAAUAAUAUAGAUUUCAUGGUGGCGUGCAUGCAGUUCAUCAACAUAGUAGUACACUCAGUAGAAGAUAUGAAUUUCAGAGUUCAUCUCCAGUAUGAAUUUACAAAACUAGGCCUUGAUGAAUAUCUGGAUAAGCUGAAACACACCGAAAGUGAUAAGCUGCAAGUGCAAAUACAGGCUUACCUGGACAAUGUCUUUGAUGUGGGAGCUUUGCUUGAAGAUGCUGAGACCAAGAAUGCUGCCUUAGAAAGAGUUGAAGAAUUGGAGGAAAAUAUAUCUCAUUUAUCAGAAAAACUUCAAGACACAGAAAAUGAAGCUAUGGCAAAAAUUGUGGAACUGGAAAAACAACUUAUGCAAAGAAACAAAGAACUGGAUGUUGUACGGGAAAUAUACAAAGAUGCAAAUACACAAGUCCACACGCUAAGAAAAAUGGUCAAAGAAAAGGAGGAAGCCAUUCAACGGCAGUCAACACUAGAGAAAAAGAUCCAUGAACUGGAAAAGCAAGGGUCCAUUAAAAUUCAGAAGAAAGGAGAUGGUGACAUCAACAUCCUUCCUGUCGGGGUGUCACCAGGAGGAUCCGAAGGUUCAGUUGGAAUUUGUGGAGGUUCUACUGCCAGCGCAGGGUCUCCAGUGCCACUUUCACCUCCGCCACUGAUAGCAGCAGAAUCAGAAACAGUGCAAAAUGGUCCCAUGGCAGCACCAAUGCCGCCGCCACCGCCACCACCGCCACCUCCACCCCCUCCCCCACCCCCUCCUCUUCCUGGUCCAGCUGCAGAACCAGCACCACCUCUUCCUAUCCCACCUCCACCAUUAGCACCCCCACUUCCAGGAAUGGCCUCUCCGACUGUUGUGUUCAACUCAGGAUUAGCAGCUGUGAAAAUCAAGAAGCCAAUUAAGACCAAGUUCCGCAUGCCAGUAUUUAACUGGGUGGCUCUGAAACCCAAUCAGAUUAAUGGGACCGUCUUCAAUGAAAUUGAUGAUGAAAGGAUCUUGGAGGAUUUAAACGUGGAUGAAUUUGAAGAAAUAUUCAAGACAAAAGCCCAAGGGCCAGCCAUCGACCUUUCUUCAAGCAAGCAAAUAACUCAGAAAGGAUCAAACAAAGUCACGCUUCUGGAGGCAAAUAGAGCUAAAAAUCUUGCUAUCACCUUAAGAAAAGCUGGAAAGACUGCCGAUGAAAUAUGUAAAGCUAUUCAAGCAUUUGAUUUGAAGACGCUGCCGGUAGAUUUUGUUGAAUGCCUGAUGAGAUUCCUGCCAACGGAAAAUGAAGUGAAAGUGUUGCGGCUUUAUGAGCGGGAAAGGAAGCCCUUUGAGAAUCUGUCAGAUGAGGAUCGGUUUAUGAUGCAGUUCAGCAAAAUAGAAAGGCUGAUGCAGAAAAUGACCAUCAUGGCAUUCGUUGGCAACUUUACUGAAAGCAUACAGAUGCUCACACCGCAAUUACAUGCAAUCAUUGCAGCAUCUGUCUCCAUAAAGUCUUCUCAGAAACUCAAAAAAAUCUUAGAGAUAAUCUUAGCUCUGGGCAACUAUAUGAAUAGCAGUAAACGAGGAGCUGUCUAUGGAUUUAAACUUCAAAGUUUAGAUCUGUUGCUAGAUACAAAAUCAACAGACAGAAAACAAACUCUAUUGCACUAUAUAUCCAAUGUUGUAAAGGAGAAAUAUCAGCAGGUUUGCCUUUUUUACAAUGAACUUCACUAUGUAGAAAAAGCUGCUGCAGUAUCCCUUGAAAAUGUUCUAUUAGAUGUAAAGGAACUCCAAAGAGGUCUGGAUUUAACAAAGCGAGAGUAUACUAUGCAUGAUCACAAUACCAUGCUGAAGGAAUUCAUCCAGAGCAAUGAAGGGAAACUGAAGAAAUUGCAGGAUGAUGCAAAAAUAGCCCAGGAUGCCUUCGAUGAUGCUGUGAAAUAUUUUGGAGAAAAUCCCAAGACAACUCCUCCAUCAGUCUUCUUCCCAGUCUUCGUACGAUUUGUGAAAGCUUACAAGCAAGCAGAAGAAGAGAAUGAAUUGAGGAAAAAGCAAGAACAGGCAUUAAUGGAAAAACUGCUGGAGCAGGAAGCAUUGCUUGAACAACAAGACCAAAAGUCUCCAUCUCAUAAAACUAAGCGACAGCAACAAGAACUAAUUGCAGAGCUAAGACGACGACAAGUCAAGGACAACAGACAUGUUUAUGAAGGAAAAGAUGGUGCUAUUGAAGAUAUCAUCACAGCCUUAAAGAAGAAUAAUAUCACUAAAUUUCCAAAUGUUCACUCGAGGGUAAGGAUUUCUUCUAGCACACCGGUGGUGGAGGAUACACAGAGCUGAUCUUAGAAACCAACCCUACCGACGAGCCGAUGCGGUGAGGAGAAGCGUCCGGCGGCGUGUUGACGAUCAGAACCUACGUGCUGUCAAUGGUGCUGAACUGGCUAUGUGAGCCAGAUGGGAGAAACCGUGCCUGUAAACCAGUAGAAAGUGCCCUUGAUUGCUUCCUCACCAUGCGGACUCUGUUUAUGUUGCCAUUUUAAUUAUGGCCUUGUUCGGAAUUCCUUUAACUAGUCUUCUGAAGGGCUCAGUAAGGACUGAAAAUGCAUAGGAAUGAAAAAUAAAAAAUUUAAAGCAAAAAAAAAAAAAAAUGGGCCGGCCAUACAACUGUAGCUACCAAGUGCCUAAAUUUCAAGGACCUACUCAAAUGAUUGAAAGCAAUAGGACUCUUUUUUGAUUGGGUAACUUUUUACACCAAUAAAAUUUCUUCAGUGUUCUUAACCAAAAUGUAAAAUACAUAAUGUAUUUUUUUUGUUAUUGUUACAUACAGUUUAGUAAAUAGCCCGCAGUGGACUUUUUUGAUUUCAUAACAGUUUGUAAAUAAGGAAUAUUCUGAUAAGAGCUGCUGUAGAUUUUUUUAAUAUUUUCAGUACAUUCCUGAACACUUUGAAGAGUUAACUUUGAGCUUCAGCUGCACUUACUAGCAUUAUAUAGAUAUGUAUGUGUGUGUUUAUAUACAUGUGGGUGUAUAUAUGCAUACACAUACGUGUACAUGUAUGCAUGGAGAAGGACUUUUAUCAUAUAUAAAGGAGCAAAAAAUAUUAAAAUAACGUGGACCCUUUAAGAACAUUUAGUUCACUUUAAGACUGGGGGAAAAUAUCCAUAAAGCCAAUGUUAAGGAAGAUGUGAAUACAGUUGACAAAGAUUUAAAGCUAGAGGGAUUUCUACUGUAAAUACAAUGUGGGAAUAAAAUGGGAUUUAGAUUAACACACUUGUCUGUUUUCAACUUCUGCCUAGUACACACAGUUGCUGGUAAAGGUAAAUAAAACGAGGUGAUAUAGCUUAAGAGGAUGGGCACACUGCAAACACAGUUGUUGUGUUUUUUAAGUAGUGGCAAGCAUAACCUUAACCCUAACCCUGGGGUAACGAUGUUAUUUAUUAAUUAGCACUAAAAUAUUAACUUCUCAAUAAUCAGUAUUAGAAUUCAUAAGGAUCACAAACUGCUCAAUUCUCAAAAUGGUGAAAAGGCAGUGCCCCCCCAAACAAGGUUAGGGUAACAUUGCAGGAAUGCUGUGGUAUUCCAUACAAAGGAAAUUGCGUAGUUCACUUCCAUUUAUGCUUUGCACCAAUCCAUUUUCAAUGUUUCUGCACUGGAUUGCCUUCAGUUAACAUUCAGGUUACACAAACUGUCGAAUGUAAUGCAGUGCAGCAGGAUACUGUCAGGCACAAAAGAUCAGGUCCAAUUAAAUUGAUUUAUUAUUACUCAUGCCCAUGCACAGGAAUAUUCUUAACUAACAGUUAGCACCUGCUUGGAGUUAGAUAAGGGUCAACAGAAUUAAAAAGAGGUUGAACUUAGUUCAUUUGUGGCCACGUAUGGAUUCUAGGCUGAUCCCUCUUUUAACUCCACCCCCAGGUUCUGCCAUACCUUCUCCUAGGUACACUUGGAAAAUUCAGAUGAUUAAUGCUUAGAUACCCUCAUUUUGUAUUGGGAUGCUCACAUGUUAAACUUUAAGCUAACUUUAACAGCUUAUUUAUCAAUAUUGCUUCAAGGUAGGACCCUUGGAUUUUUUCCCCUCCAAAGUAAAAACUGGAAGUUAAGAGAAUCAUUUUGCCUGCAUUCUUCCCAUUGCUGGUAGCACUGCAUCAUUAUGUUAAUUGUAAAAUUUAUUGUAUAGUAUUUAACCACUUAAUUCUUUUCUUUUCUUUUUUAUAUUGUGCUUCUGUGAACCACUGGUCAAGGUCCCAUAUUCCUUCGAUAAUGUGUAGUUAUAUAAUGUUUUUAAAUGUACAGAUAUUUUGCUACAAAAUUGGUGCUUUUUUAUGGUUUUUACACUUCUCUUUAAUUCCCACUCUAGUCUCGGGUAAUACUGUAAAUAUUGUUUAAAAAUGCAUCAAUCUGUGCUAUACAAUCUGAAUGUUCUUAACUUAUAGUUUUGUUUUGUUUUGUUUUGAUAUUUAACUAAAUGGACAGUCUGGGGCUCAAAAGCUGUUUCAUUAACCUUUGCUUUUUAUUUUAAACAACUGCCAACAUGCUGACAGAAUCCAGCAAUGUAUAUUUGACAUGCAAAAGAGAACAUGCCAUUAUUACAUCUUUUCCAUUAUGAAAGAUGAAUAUUUUUGAUUUGGGUAAAAUCCAGCUCAGCAAUAUUAUUUAAGUUCCCAUAAACAGCUGCAAGAGAUUUCAUAGCAUACUGCAAUAUUUCAAUAUGACUAAAUAGGCUGCAAUAUUGGCAUGUUCUCUUAGAUCUUUUAUCUAGUAGAUAGAUCUGCUUCUUAGCAAUAUUAUAGGUGUUUUAUAAAAGCAAUUCAUGUUACUUUUCUGAUCUGUUCAUGGCAUAUGACUGAAUAAACAAUUUACAC